This is a messenger RNA of Megalops cyprinoides (Indo-Pacific tarpon), 3038 nucleotides long. RefSeq names its product inactive N-acetylated-alpha-linked acidic dipeptidase-like protein 2. The record is from RefSeq and is a predicted model, not a curated record. Bases 98 to 2476 code for a protein of 792 amino acids. NCBI's taxonomy places the organism in Eukaryota, Metazoa, Chordata, Actinopteri, Elopiformes, Megalopidae. The transcript is spliced from 14 exons.
AGCAGCUCUAGCAUUACAGUUGAACAAGGAAGAGGACAGUAUUGGGGAAUUAAUUAUAUACAGUACCUGAAUCGGUUCUUGCAGACAGGAAUUAGCAAUGGGGGAGCCUCAGGGAUUUCAUACAAACACUGCUCUACAAGGUAAAGACAUGGCCUACAGGAAGGUUCGUGCAGGCCAUGGGGGACCUCUGCACUCUCAAGACCUGGAGAGCGAGGAGCUGCAGGCCACUGGCCUAGAGCUGGAGUGGGACAUGGAGAAGGAGCUUGAGGAGCCAGGCCUGGAUACCUUCCAGCUGGAGGACACCGAGCACCAUCCCUCAGGCAACUCCACCAGGGCUGCCGACCUAGACAUGGAACCCAUCCAGCCCUCCACAUCCCCACAUGGGCGCUUUGAGCGCCUGCAGGAGGACCCGGAUUAUGUAUCACAUUUCAACAGACCUGCACCAAAGAACCAACGAAGGAGUGGUUGUCCAUUGGCCCGUUAUCUUCUGGUGGGCAGUGGCCUUUUCGUCCUGGGACUGAUUAUUGGUCGCUAUGCUCACAGCACUGAUAAACAAACAUCAGGACCUCCUGCAGACACCGAUCUCUACCAAAACGUACUACAAGACAUCACUGCUGAGAAAAUAAGAGCACAUUUAAGGGCUUUAAAUGCUGUAUCGACUGAGAACGACGAAUUUUCCCGGGCAAGGUACCUUCUUCACCAGUGGACAGAGCUGGGGUUGACAGAUGUCCACUUGGCCAAUUAUAGCGUUCUCCUCAGCCAUGCAGGGUCCUCCCCCAGCACCAUCACCAACAAGGACAGCGGGCAGUGUUUCCUUCCCAAUGGGAGAGCAUGUGAUGCCAGGAGCUGGAGCCCCACCUCCAAAGACCAGCUUUUCUCCUUUGCUGCAUACUCUGCUGUGGGCACCCUGGAGGCCGAGGUGGUUGAUAUCCAGUAUGGAACAGUGAAGGACUUGACCGAAGCCAGUGCAGCUACCAAUGCUACUAAAAGGAUUGCACUAUUAAAACUAGGACAGGCACCCUUAGUUUAUACGCUGUCCCUCCUGGCUGAGGCUGGCUUUGGGGGGGUGCUCCCCUAUGUGGACCCCUGUGACCUCCCCAAUGAGCAGAGACUGUGGGAUGAGGCUUUUGGCAUCACUCUGAACCCUGGGGGAGACCCCUCCACCCCAGGGUACCCCAGCAUUGCUGGAAGUUACCGGGAGCAGAGGCCCAACCUGACAUCCCUGCUGGUCCAGCCAAUCUCUGCCUCGCUAGCCAGAGAGCUGCUGUCUGUCCCUUCGGUGGGGCAGGAGAGCCCCUGCACUCCUCUGGCUAUGCCAGCAACAUCAGUGAAAAAGACCAUUACUCUGUCUAUUGGGACCCAAGCCACAUACAAGAUGGUGCACAAUGUUAUUGGAUAUCUAAAAGGAGCAACUAAUCCUGAUCGAUACGUGCUGGUGGGCAGUCGCCAUGACAGCUGGCAUGGAGGCUCCUCGGCAGAGUGGAGCAGUGGUACUGCUGUCAUGACCCAGAUCAUUGCCUCCCUGACCGCCCAAGCCAGAAAAGGUUGGCAGCCUGACCGUACCACUGUUUUCUGUUCGUGGGGAGGAUCUGCAUUCGGCAAUAUUGGCUCCUUUGAAUGGGGAGAGGAGAAUCGGGUGGUGCUGCAGAGUAAUGCAGUGGCUUAUGUUAGCCUGCACAGCCCUGUCAGGGGGAAGCUGGCUUUGCGCUCUGUGGCAUCUCCCUCAUUACUGCAGGUGGCUUCUGACAUCCAUAAGAAGCUGUUGAAUUGCACAAGAGGAAGAAACUGCCCUGGACCAAAUGUCAGCUCGGUACAGAGCCCUGGGGAUGUGAACUUCUUUGCCAACCACCUCACAGUCCCCACUGUUGAAUUUGCAUUUCAAGAAACCAAAGCAGGAGAGAAAACAAGCUUUCUUUCUGAAGCCAUUUUCCCCACCAAUUCAUCAGCAAUAGAAAACUUAGAUCCCUCCUUCAACUUCCAUGAGAUCGCUGCAAAGAUGACGGGGGAAGCCAUUCUGCGAUUGGCCACUGAUCCGGUUCUUCCAUUUUACCCUUUGGAUAUUGCUCUGGAUGUUCAGAAUAAACUCAAAGAUGACAAAUUGAGCACAAAUGGGCUGCUGGCGGCGGCGGCUUCUCUGAGGGAGAGCUCCACAUUCUUCCAGUCUGAGAUGAUGCGCCCAGCUAAUGACCCCAAGGAGCGGGACCCUCCCCACGUGCGCAUGCUGAACGACGUUCUGCGGGACCUUGAGAGGAAUUUCAUCGCUCCGCGUCCGCCUCCAGGACUUUAUAGGAACCUGUUGUACAGUCUGAAUGCACAAGCAGCCCAGUUCUCCAUACUGAAGGACGCCCAAGAAGUGCAAAGCCGGGACAGCGUGAAUGUGUCCUUGUCACUGGUUUUGAAUGCCAUAAACUCAGCUGAGAGGCUCAUCAGGAGUGGGCUUGACCUCUUCGAGAAUGACCCCAAUCGAACAAACUGACACAAUGAGCCCAGCCUCACCUGUUAGAGCAUACCAGUGCUCAGCAUGAACCCUGCCCCUCCAAAUAACUUAUUCGAGACAGCACGACUAAGAUCCCUUUAUGUACUGACAUGCAAGUAUGUCAAAAUGAAAGCAAUGGGACAAAAGCAAUACGAAGAAACCAGAAUGCAUUUCCUAUUCUGAUUGAACUGCCCAUGUCGAGUAUCUAAAGAAUUCAGGGCUUAGGGACUUAAUAAGUCCAUCUUUUAACAGAAGCCGUUGCUUCAGCUUGCUUUCUUUUGCUAUCACCGAAAUCGUUGAGCUCUGUUUAUUUGUCUUAGCGGUUCCCUUCCAAGAGUAAUGACAGUAAUGCCAGGGAGCCACGCUUAAUAACCUGAAGGUCGCAGCUGAAAAAUAAACAUGCUGCAACAGAGGAACAUGUGGAGCGCAACAACCAAGUAAAUCUACUUGACAGAAGCCUUGGAGGAUGAAACAGAUUGUUGUUUGCCAGCACUGAGCACAGUCUGUUGGCACGCUUUGGAAUGAGAGCAUUGUCAGUUUUCAACACCGCCCUAUGACAGAA